AUGCGAAUGAGUGAUCGGGAGGCUGGUCCGGCCAUUCGAGCGAGACUCGAGCCCUUGGGUCGAACAGGUCUCAGCAUCAUUUAUGCCGACAAAUCCGAACCUCAAGUGGCUAUAAAAGCCACCGGGUUCUGGUUAGACGGGGAAAUGUAUGACCACGCAGCUUUUGCCGAGGAUACAAGCGAGACGUUCAAACGCGAAGCCGCUAUCUACGAUGCUUUAGGCGCCCACGCCCAUAUACUCAAAUCAUAUGGUGUUGCAUAUCUCCCGGCUACCCAGGAGGAAGGAUCGGACCUCAAAGGCGAGGGGGAGCGAGAAGCAUGGGCCUUGAAACUGGAGAGAGCCCCCAACGGCAACCUCCGCGAGCGCAUCCUUCAAGGCGGUGCACUACCUAUGACCCAGCGUUUGAGGAUGGCAUUGGACCUUGCAGACACGCUGAAGUAUGUGCAUAGCCGAGGCGUGAUCUGGGGUGAUAUCUCGACACGGAACAUCCUCCUCUUUGACGACCACCACAUCAAAUUGAGCGACUUUGCCGGCUCUAGUCUACGCGAUGUAUAUCCAGACCUGCUCUUUGCCUGUGAGCCUCGCUACUGGAUACCAACGACAGACUCCCCAAGCCCAAAAAGAAGCACUUUUGAGAAGGAAUUAUUUGCACUUGGAACUGGUAUCUGUGAGAUUACUGAAUGGGAGGUACCGUAUGGCGAGAUUGAGAUCGAGGAGUUGCAGGAGAAGCUGAUGCGUGGGGAGUAUCCCCGUGUAAGUGAGGACAAUCCCGCACAACAUAUCAUCCAGGGGCUUUGGAAACUGGAAUAUAGUUCGGUUCAAGAGGUUGCUGAUGCGCUUCGCAAUGUUAUAGCUACUACUACGGCAUAG
Fusarium subglutinans is the source of this 870-nucleotide messenger RNA. RefSeq names its product TKL kinase. Gene Ontology annotation, biological process: protein phosphorylation. The record is from RefSeq and is a predicted model, not a curated record. The coding region runs from base 1 to 870 and encodes 289 amino acids. The transcript has a single exon. NCBI's taxonomy places the organism in Eukaryota, Fungi, Ascomycota, Sordariomycetes, Hypocreales, Nectriaceae. Gene Ontology annotation, molecular function: ATP binding; protein tyrosine kinase activity.